AGUGAGCUGCGGAAGAGAGCAGAGAUAGAGAGUGUGUUUGUUGGCGGCCAUGGCUUUGUCGGUCUCAGUCUUGGCCGUCGUUACUUCUGUGCACUUAAUCGCUUUCGUCCUCGCCGUCGGUGCUGAACGACGUCGAAGCACGGGUAAAGUGAUGCCGGAUGAGUACGAUGAGCGGACAUUCUGCGUAUAUGAUACGGAUGCUGCGACGGUGUACGGACUGGCGGCUUUUGGGCUCCUGCUGAUAAGUCAGGGGGUCCUUCACGGAGUCACCAGAUGUCUCUGCUUCGGAAGAGGUCUCAUGGGCGGCACCUCCACCACCUUUGCCAUCUUCUUCUUCGUCGUUUCAUGGGUAAGCUUUCUGGGAGCAGAGGCGUGCUUACUGGCGGGGUCGGCAAGGAAUGCUUACCACACCAAGUACCGUGGUUACUUCGGCGCUCAGGAUCUGUCCUGCGCUACCCUCCGGAAAGGGGUAUUCGCAGCUGGGGCAGCUCUCACCUUAGUCUCAAUGGCGGGCUCCAUCUUCUACUACUGGGCUCACGCCAAGGCUGAUACCGGUGGUUGGCAGAAGCACCACAACGAAGCUGGUGGUAUUGGUGGUUCUGCAUCAUCUGUAGGGAUGACGAGCACCAAUACCAACUCCAAUCCUUUCCAGCAACAACCACAACCACCUGUGAACAACCACUUUGCAAAGGUUUGAGACUAGAUUAGAGAGGUUACAAGAAUUUCAUUUAAAUUUUGGGGGGGUUUGGGUUGAUUAUUCCUUAAAAAAGACUGAAGAAGUGGCAGAGUAAGGAUGGAAGUGUAUGUAAUGUAAUUAAUUAUAUAGGAAAAAUCAUAGUAGAGUAAUAUCCUGAGAUGAAGUGCAAGUGAUUGUUAUGU
Messenger RNA from Telopea speciosissima, 879 nucleotides. RefSeq lists its product as uncharacterized. The transcript is spliced from 3 exons. Bases 50 to 697 code for a protein of 215 amino acids. NCBI's taxonomy places the organism in Eukaryota, Viridiplantae, Streptophyta, Magnoliopsida, Proteales, Proteaceae. The record is from RefSeq and is a predicted model, not a curated record.